AUGCAUAUCGCUAUUGUUUGGUGGUGUUACCUGACCUUGGCUGUUGUCUAUGCCGCACCUAGGUUCGAUCCAAAUACUCCUGAGCUAUCAUCCCGCGCUUUUCCUUCUACACCCUCUGAGUCGAUUGAGUUGCCUGGCCCUGAGAGAGGAUUUAAUUCCCCGCCUGUUCUUGGUGGGGGAACACCCCCAAAAAGCCCAGACUCUUCACUCUCCGGUGGAGGAGCACCCCAACCAAGCCCCCUUUUGCCUGCCUUCCAACGAAGAAGUCCCCCAAAACAAACUGGAGGGAUAAUGGAGGUGAAAGUCAUGAUACAAGAUACUACUAUGCCCAGAGUGUCAGGCUCAGACGCGAACACAGUGCAAGGCGCGGAAGUAGUCCUAAACGACGAAGAUUGUAUUCUGAGUAGGUACGAAGAAAUAUAA
This is a messenger RNA of Lentinula edodes (shiitake mushroom), 423 nucleotides long. RefSeq lists its product as uncharacterized. The record is from RefSeq and is a predicted model, not a curated record. The coding region runs from base 1 to 423 and encodes 140 amino acids. The transcript has 2 exons. NCBI's taxonomy places the organism in Eukaryota, Fungi, Basidiomycota, Agaricomycetes, Agaricales, Omphalotaceae.